Molecule: messenger RNA, 2146 nt
Organism: Onychomys torridus (southern grasshopper mouse)
Lineage: Eukaryota; Metazoa; Chordata; Mammalia; Rodentia; Cricetidae
Gene: Adora3
Product: adenosine A3 receptor
Exons: 2
Coding region: 308-1267 (319 amino acids)
Biological process (GO): G protein-coupled adenosine receptor signaling pathway
Cellular component (GO): synapse; dendrite; membrane
Molecular function (GO): G protein-coupled adenosine receptor activity
Source: RefSeq, a predicted model, not a curated record
GGGGAAGGCAGAAGCCUUGACUGCAUCUGUCUGGGGAAGUAAGGACAGCAACACUCUCGGAUUUAGUUGCAUAGAACUGUGUCCCCCAGGUCACUGGGAGACCAGGGAUGUGUGGCUGAAGUCUAUGGUCCUGUAAUGGGCCCUUUUUGAGAAGAGUCUCCAAGAGAGCAUCACACCGGAAGGAAUGAAGGAAUUGUGAGUUCCUGACUGCUGCGGAUUUCUGGGCAGAUGUCUGGCAAGAGCUAGGUCCACCAGCCCCAUAUACAUCCUGCUGACAAACCUGUCACCGAAGCUUCUCUGAGACAGCAUGAAACCUGACAAUACCACAACAGAGUUGUGGUUGAAAGUCACCUACAUCUCCAUGGAGGUUGUCAUCGGGCUCUGCGCUGUGGUGGGCAACAUGCUGGUCAUCUGGGUGGUCAAGCUGAACCCCAGUCUGAGGACCACCACCUUCUAUUUCAUAGUCUCCCUAGCACUGGCUGACAUCGCUGUUGGGGUGUUGGUCAUGCCGUUAGCUAUUGCUGUCAGCCUGGAAGUCGAGAUGCACUUCUAUGCCUGCCUUUUCAUGUCCUGCGUGCUUCUGAUCUUCACCCACGCUUCCAUCAUGUCCUUGCUGGCCAUUGCCGUAGACCGAUACCUGAGGGUCAAGUUGACGGUCAGAUAUAGGACGGUCACCACUCAAAGAAGAAUAUGGCUAUCCUUGGGCCUUUGCUGGCUAGUAUCCUUCCUGGUGGGACUGACCCCCAUGUUUGGCUGGAAUAGAAAAAUGACUUCAGGGCUCCCCCAAAAUAGUACCACCCUUUUGUGCCAUUUCCGUUCCGUGGUGUGUCUGGACUACAUGGUCUUCUUCAGUUUUAUCACUUGGAUCCUCAUCCCCCUCAUUGUCAUGUGCAUCAUCUAUCUGGACAUCUUCUACAUCCUCCGCAACAAGCUCAGUCAGAACUUGUCUGGCUUCAGAGAGACGCGUGCAUUUUACGGACGGGAAUUCAAGACAGCCAAGUCCCUGUUUCUGGUUCUCUUCUUGUUUGCUUUGUGCUGGUUGCCUUUGUCCAUCAUCAACCUUGUUUCCUACUUUAACGUUCACAUACCAGAGGUCGCAAUGUGCCUGGGGAUCCUGUUGUCCCAUGCGAACUCUAUGAUGAACCCCAUUGUCUACGCCUGCAAAAUAAAAAAGUUCAAGGAAACCUACUUUCUGAUCCUCAGAGCUUGUAGGGUCUGUCAGACCUCAGUUUCCUUGGACUCGAGUACUGAGCAGGCCACUGACUAGUUGCCAUGACACACAAAGAACAACCUCACAGUUCGCCUUAUCAGACAUUCUUGUUUCCUUCCACUGCAGUGCGGUCAUCUGGCCGGUGGCCACACAGUCUCACUGCUCCCUGUUUCUGCUUCAGUUGUUUUCUUGCUCUUCUCUGACAGUUCUGUGGAUGCCUGACAUGAAGACCACGCAUUACCAAGUAUCACGGACUGUGUUCUUCCUUCCCAGACACAAGAAGAAAUGGAAUCUUGAGGGAGUCUUGUCUUACCAAAGAAAGAUUCUAGCUGGGCUGGAUGGACAGAAUCUGCUCUGAAAGGUUCCGAAGAUGUUGAGAACAGAAGGAGUGAGCUGAGUUUAAGGAGGGCUGAAACUGCCAGAUUCACCUGUGUGGGUGUGAUUAAGUAAAUAAAAGAUGAUGGCCAACUGUUGUGCAGCUCUCGGCUGGGAUCACUCGGGGGCUUGGAGCCACAGUGGAUUGCUCUUGGCAUUCAUCCUGCUUGCUUCCUGGAACACUGUUCCAAAGUGCAGCAGCCUCACCGCUGUAGAUGAUUGUCCUCCCUGGGAGGUGGUCUGGCAUGCAAGGCUCUGAUGCUCUUGGCGUCCAAGGCAACUGCGGGUUUAGGACUGCUGGAGAUCUUUAGGUGUGCUUUGUAAGUCUGGGACAGGACAUUUAAGAAAGCUGGCACUAAGAUGUUAACUUUUAGCUUUGUGGCUUCAGCCUGUAAGGAGGAGUGAAAUAGGUUAGUCAGGUAAAACCUGUAAAAGGUACAAGAUCUUAUACUGCUACUCUGUAUCGGUUACUUUUCUGUUGCUGCGACAAAGUAUCAUGACCAAGACAAUGCAUAGAAGUGUUGAUUUGGGCUUCUGGGUCCAGAGGGGUAAGAGGCUAUG